AUGGGCCCCCUGAAGAGCAAGUUGCGCAAGAAGUGGCUUACGGAGAAGCCAGUCGUCACUGCAGCGGAGAAGCAUUUGGCCAUGAUUCAACGAACUAUUCAAGCUUGGGAAGAAAUGCCAUGCGAUCUCAUUCGUAGCUCCUUUGAGAAGGCGCUGCCGCAAUACCAGCUCAUUUGA
This is a messenger RNA of Aphanomyces astaci, 177 nucleotides long. RefSeq lists its product as hypothetical. The transcript is spliced from 2 exons. Lineage: Eukaryota; Oomycota; Saprolegniomycetes; Saprolegniales; Verrucalvaceae. The record is from RefSeq and is a predicted model, not a curated record. Bases 1 to 177 code for a protein of 58 amino acids.